AUGACAGAUGUUCACUACAACGAACAAGCUCUUCUUGAACAACUGAUAAUCUGCACGGAGUACGUCGACAAGGCGGAGAGAUACGAACUCCUCGGUCCAUUGUACAGACUAACAAUACCUAUUUACGAACGACGCAAGGACUAUCAAGCACUUCUGGGUUGUUAUCAGCAUCUUACCAAAGCAUAUGCCAAAAUUAUAGAAGUGACAAAUUCAGGGAAACGUUUACUUGGUAGAUUUUAUCGGGUGGCCUUCUUUGGAAAAGCGCAUUUUGGCGAAGAUGAAGAGGGAAUCGAGUUCAUUUACAAGGAACCCAAACUCACUUCACUUAGUGAAAUCUCAGAAAAACUACAAAACUUCUACGAACAGAAAUUUGGUGCUGGAAAUGUUAAAAUGAUUAUGGAUUCAGCACCGGUAAAUAGAGAAGAGCUUGACAGCAAACUCGCAUACAUCCAAGUAACAUGGGUACGCGCUGCUCCGGAAGGUGUCUCGCCUGCAUCAAGUAGUGGCGAAGGCUCGUUUGACCGCGCACACAAUAUUCGCCGUUUUGUGUUCGAAACACCUUUCACACGAGACGGUGCUGCCCGUGGACCUGUACAUCAUCAGAGACUGAGACUUACACACCUUACUGUUGAAUACUGGUUCCCGUAUGUAACGCGUCGAGUGCCGGUCAUUGACACGCAAAUUGAAGAGAAAAGUCCCAUUGAAGUCGCUUUGUCAGAAAUGGAAAGUCAAGUGGUGGAACUAGCUGAGAUUGUCAACGCCAAAGCGCCUGACAUCAAGAAAUUACAACUCAGAUUACAAGGCAGCGUAUGUGUUCAAGUAAACGCGGGACCGCUGGCGUAUGCCAACGCCUUCUUGGACCCAACGCUCGCACCCAUGUAUCCAGACGACAUGGUUGAUAAACUGAAACACAUAUUCAAAGAGUUCCUAACAGUAUGCCAUACAGCACUGCAACUGAACGCCAAGUUGAUCAGCUCAGAUCAAGUGUCCUACCACGAGGCUUUGGAAACAAACUACUACAAGCUAAGCCAUUCACUAUCCGGUAUGCUCGGCCAACCGCUGCAUGACAUUCUGGUGAACGGGACUCUUAGCACCACCGUCACUGGCGUCGAACUUGAGUCUAGCAACGCAUAG
Molecule: messenger RNA, 1134 nt
Organism: Arctia plantaginis
Lineage: Eukaryota; Metazoa; Arthropoda; Insecta; Lepidoptera; Erebidae
Source: the annotation of a GenBank genome assembly